Messenger RNA from Cygnus atratus (black swan), 1458 nucleotides. It is a transcript of the gene ZIC2, whose product is annotated as Zic family member 2. Gene Ontology annotation, cellular component: nucleus. The transcript has 3 exons. The coding region runs from base 1 to 1458 and encodes 485 amino acids. Gene Ontology annotation, biological process: regulation of transcription by RNA polymerase II; central nervous system development. The record is from RefSeq and is a predicted model, not a curated record. Lineage: Eukaryota; Metazoa; Chordata; Aves; Anseriformes; Anatidae. Gene Ontology annotation, molecular function: RNA polymerase II cis-regulatory region sequence-specific DNA binding; DNA-binding transcription factor activity, RNA polymerase II-specific.
AUGCUGCUGGACGCCGGCCCGCAGUUCCCGGCCCUCGGCGUGGGCACGUUCGCCCGGCACCACCACCACCACCACUCGGCCGCCGAGAUGCAGGACCGGGAGCUGAGCCUGGCGGCGCAGAACGGCUUCGUGGACUCGGCGGCGGCGCACAUGGGAGCCUUCAAGCUCAACGCCGGCGCCCACGACCUCUCCCCCGGGCAGAGCUCGGCGUUCACGUCGCAGGCUCCCGGGUACCCCGCCGCAGCCCUGGGGCCCCACGCCGCCCACGUCGGCUCGUACUCCGGGGCGCCCUUCAACUCCCCCCGGGACUUCUUGUUUCGCAGCCGGGGCUUCGGGGAGUCGGCGGCGGCCGGAGGGCAGCACGGCAUCUUCGGGCCGGCGGCCGGCGGCCUGCACCACCCGCACACGGACGCUCAGAGCCACCUCCUGUUCCCCGGCAUCCACGAGCAGCACGGCCCCCACGCCUCGCAGAACGUCCUCAACGGGCAGAUGCGGCUCGGCUUGCCCGGGGAGGUGUUCGCCCGCUCGGAUCAGUACCGGCAGGUCUCCAGCCCCAGGACUGACCCCUACUCGGCGGCUCAGCUGCACAACCAGUACGGCCCCAUGAAUAUGAACAUGGGCAUGAACAUGGCAGCCCACCACCACCACCACCCCGGUGCCUUUUUCCGCUACAUGCGGCAGCAGUGCAUCAAGCAAGAGCUGAUCUGCAAGUGGAUCGACCCCGAGCAGCUGAACAACCCCAAAAAAAGUUGCAAUAAAACUUUCAGCACCAUGCACGAGUUGGUCACCCACGUCUCGGUGGAGCACGUUGGGGGCCCCGAGCAGAGCAACCACGUCUGCUACUGGGAGGAGUGUCCCCGCGAAGGCAAGCCCUUCAAAGCGAAAUACAAACUGGUCAAUCACAUCCGAGUGCACACGGGAGAGAAGCCCUUCCCCUGCCCCUUCCCCGGCUGCGGGAAAGUUUUCGCCAGGUCGGAAAACCUCAAAAUUCACAAAAGGACGCACACAGGGGAGAAGCCCUUCCAGUGCGAGUUCGAGGGCUGCGACCGGCGCUUCGCCAACAGCAGCGACAGGAAGAAGCACAUGCACGUCCACACGUCGGACAAGCCCUACCUGUGCAAGAUGUGCGACAAGUCCUACACGCACCCCAGCUCCCUGCGCAAGCACAUGAAGGUGCACGAGUCGUCCCCGCAAGGCUCCGAGUCCUCGCCGGCCGCCAGCUCCGGCUACGAGUCCUCCACGCCCCCGGGGCUGGUGUCCCCCAGCGCCGAGCCGCAGAGCUCCACCAACCUCUCCCCGGCGGCGGCGGCGGCGGCGGCGGCGGCGGCGGCGGCGGCUGCGGCCGUGUCCGCCGUGCACCGGGGCGGCGGCGGCGGCGGAGGAGGCAGCGGCGGCGGAGGCAGCGGCGGCGGAGGCCACAGCGGCCUCUCGUCCAACUUCAACGAGUGGUACGUCUGA